AUGAUCCUUAUUGGCCUUACAGGCGGGAUCGCAUGUGGGAAGUCAACUGUAUCAAAGCAGUUGACGGAGAAACAUAAACUAAUAGUUAUUGAUGCAGAUUCUGUGGUGAGGGACCUACAACGUCCAUCAAUGCCGUGCACACGGAAGAUUGCAAAACGAUGGCCGGAGUGCGUUAAUAGAGAAACAGGAGAGAUUGACCGCCCCGCCUUGGGAAACAUUAUCUUCCAUGAUGCAAAAGCCCGCCGGGAGCUAUCACGCAUUAUGAAUAUCCCAAUAUUUAUUUUCAUGAUGAAAAAGAUCUUGCUAUUGUGGUGGAAGAGCUUGUGCAAUAGACUGAGAGGUGAUAGACCGCUUCUUGUAGUGAUUGAUGUACCACUCCUAUACGAAACUAAUAUAUAUACGUGGUUUAUAGAUAAGGCAGUGGUCGUAGCAUGUAACGAAGAAGAGCAGAUUGCUCGUCUUGGUAAGCGUAACGGAUUCACUCGUAAUCAAGCAGUACAACGGAUACAAGCGCAAAUGCCAAUUGAAGAAAAGUGCAGACGAGCCGAUUAUGUUAUACGCAACGACGGUACUCUUGGUGAACUAGAAAAGUCUGUAGACGAUUCUGUAGAAUGGAUGCGCCGACAAUCAGGUCGAAGGAUGACUUGUGUCAUGCUUGUUGUUUUGCUUGGUGGAGUCGCCUGUGGUGCGGUUGUGGCGUUUCCGUUUUUAUUGAUGCGGUUGUAG
Messenger RNA from Trypanosoma theileri, 726 nucleotides. Its product is annotated as putative dephospho-CoA kinase. Gene Ontology annotation, molecular function: dephospho-CoA kinase activity; ATP binding. Gene Ontology annotation, biological process: coenzyme A biosynthetic process. The record is from RefSeq and is a predicted model, not a curated record. The transcript has a single exon. The coding region runs from base 1 to 726 and encodes 241 amino acids. NCBI's taxonomy places the organism in Eukaryota, Euglenozoa, Kinetoplastea, Trypanosomatida, Trypanosomatidae.